Capronia epimyces CBS 606.96 is the source of this 1023-nucleotide messenger RNA. RefSeq lists its product as uncharacterized. Gene Ontology annotation, cellular component: nucleus. The record is from RefSeq and is a predicted model, not a curated record. The transcript has a single exon. Bases 1 to 1023 code for a protein of 340 amino acids. Lineage: Eukaryota; Fungi; Ascomycota; Eurotiomycetes; Chaetothyriales; Herpotrichiellaceae.
AUGGGGCCGAUGAUCAAUGUCCUACUUGACUCUUUUCCCGGCCUAUCACUCCCUCCGACCUUGUGUCUCCCUGUGCCGGCCUCCUUGACUACCGCAGAGCUGGUAGAUUCCAUUGCAUGUCUUCUCCCGCAGAGUCUCCUGCACACCAACCGGGUUUUCCUUACCUCUACCUCCAGCCAACCAAUCUAUGCGUCCUCGUCUACCACGGUCGGCGAUCUCAGCGCCUCAUCUUCAUGUCGUCAGAACUCCAGCAAUGAGAUUCUCCCACUUCGACUUUCUGCGUCCCUCGUCGGCGGGAAGGGUGGAUUUGGUUCGCAGCUCAGGGCGGCGGGAGGACGCAUGUCCUCGCGCAAGAAACGCCAGAAUGCAGAACUUGCCACCGGUAGUGCUCGCAACCUGGACGGACGAAGACUGCGAACCAUUACAGAAGCCAAAAAUCUGGCCACCUACCUAGCCACGAGACCUGAAAUGGAUCGCAGAGAAAGGGAGGAGAGGCGCAAAAGGUGGGAGCAGGUAAUUGAGUUAGCCGAGCAGAAAGAGGCCGAUAUGCGAGCUGGGAAAGGCCUAGAUGGUCGACGUAAAGGGCUUAGCGAGGAGUGGGUGGAGGAGAAGGAGGAAGUGGGCGAGAAUGUCAGGAACGCGGUCAAAUUGGCCAUGUUGGCUGACCAGGCACCAGAUAAGGCUGCGGAUCUUCCGACACAGGAUGGCGAAAGCAGUGGAAGCGGAGGAUCUGCUCCUGGAAGCGACGAAGACAGUGACGCCGAGGAUCUGAUGGAGCUGGACGAAGACGGCAUGACUCGGCUCAGGGCGGAGGCCGAGACGGGAGAUGCAGACGCCAUUUGGGUUCUGCACCAUCGACUCAAGAUACCCUCUGAUCUUUUGCCAAAGUCUAGAGAGCCUGUCAGGCGGUUUGCCGGGUUCGAUGACGAGGAAGACGAUAUUUCCAGCAGUGACGAAGAGGAUGAUACUCGACCGCUGGAAAGCGGCAAGGGCAAGGGCAAGCUAAAGGAUGGCAAUGCGUGA